Molecule: messenger RNA, 2016 nt
Organism: Contarinia nasturtii (swede midge)
Lineage: Eukaryota; Metazoa; Arthropoda; Insecta; Diptera; Cecidomyiidae
Product: protein SPT2 homolog
Exons: 2
Coding region: 166-1869 (567 amino acids)
Biological process (GO): nucleosome assembly; regulation of DNA-templated transcription
Cellular component (GO): nucleolus
Molecular function (GO): histone binding; DNA binding
Source: RefSeq, a predicted model, not a curated record
CAGUGUUCUUUCAGAUUUCAAGAUGGCAGUACAUUAAGUCGUAUUCGUGUCAAAUUUAGUAUGUCUCGUAAUAUUGAAUCGAACAAUCGAGUAAUUUUCCAUUUGUAAAUGCAAAAAUUCCAUGAGACACAUUGAAUGUGAGUCUAAAUUCGUUAUAAAUACAUCAUGGAUUUUGGUUCAUUGCUAUCGGUUGCCCAGAAAAAUGCAAAAACUAGCAACCAUUCGUCUGAGCGGAGUAAAUUUUACUCGACCAAAUUUGAGCCACCGAAGAAGGUGACAAAAGAGAAAAAACUCUCCGAUGGCAUUAAAAAGUUUUUGGCACAAAAAGAGGAAGAAAAACGUGAAGAUCAGGAACGAAAGAGAAAAGAAUAUGAAGAAUUAAUGGCACUACGCAGCGAUCGUGAUAAAAAUAAAAUCCGAAAAAUGUUGAAAGUCACAAAAUCAGCGAAUCGAUCUGUACUUGAGGAUGCUGUCAAUAGUACAGACACAGCUGUUACUUUACAAGGUCCCGAACAACCGGACGAAGACGAUUAUGGGUACACAUCAAUUGCUAGCGAUGCUCUGUAUAAGAAUUUAAUGGAAAAAUACAAAUCGUUACCCGAAGAUAAAAAAUUCUCCAAAUCGUCGUUAAGUGGCAGUAAAAAUGCGGAUUUAAUGUCAACGAAAAAUCGUGUCCGUGAUGCAAUUAUGCGUGAAAGAGAAGAUGAGAGAUCGGGUCACCGAAAACGAUCUCACACAUCAACUUCCAGUGGCGAUAAUCACAGCAGUUCAAUCAAUGAUCAAAAACAACGUUGUCGUAAAAAUUUAUACGAUCCAAGGGCUGAACGUGAGGCUGAAGAACGAAAGAGAAAAGAGGUAGAAGAUGAGAAACGACAGAAAAUGAAAAACAAACGACCUCCUCCACCAGUUAUGGAUUUUCAAAAUCUUCUAAAGUUGGCUGAAGCAAAACAACACCAACCCAUCCAAAUCGAAGUGCCACAGAAAACAAAGGAACCCGAAAGACUUCUGACGGGAAAAGAGAAACGUGAAAUGGAACAGAAGAAGAAAGAAUUAGAAGAAAGAGAACGGAGACGUAGUGCAUUAUUAAAUAAAACACCACAUACCAAUGGCGAACAGCGUAGCAAAUCGGAUGCACAACCGACCAACGGCAGAAUACCAAAAUUGAAUGCCUCAAACACACCAUCCUCCACUAAAUCAGUGCCUCAUUCAGCGGAUAGCCGAAAACCAAGCAUGAAAGAACCAAUUCGACCAGCAUCAAAACCAAUUCAAUCGAUGAGACCUAGUAGUAGUACACCACAAUCAAAUGUAAAGCGUUCGGUUGAGAUGAAAUCCAAAAUACAAACGAAUGGUACACCUACAGCAUUAAAACAACCGACUAAACCGAUAGACUCGCGAAAUGUCAAACCAAGGGAAUUUCCGCCAAGGGAUGUGAUCAAAACAAGAGAGUUUCCACCACGGGAUGUGGUUAAAUCGCGAGAAUUUCCACCUAGAGAUAUGCUAAAAUCAAGAGAGUUUCCACCACGUGAUAUGCAACACAAUCAUAAGAAAUCAAAACCAACGGCCGCAUCAAAACGUCGCAUUCUGGAGGACAGUGAAGACGAAGAUGAAUACGAUUCCGAAAUGGAUGAUUUUAUUGACGAUGAUGAUGAAGAGAUCAACUAUUCGAGUGCAAUCAAAAACAUAUUUGGCUACGAUAAAUCACGUUAUCGAGAUGAAGACGAUGAUGUUGAUAAUAUGGAAUCAACGUUCGCACAACAACAACGCGAAGAAUUUAUUAGCAAAAAAAUUGGCAUAAUGGAAGAUUUGGAAGAUAUGCGCCAAGAAGAAGAAGAAAAAAAGAGAAAAGCACAAAAGCGACGUCGUCCCUGAACCACUGUGUAACCGUUUUAACCAGUUAUAUUUUCAUUUACCUUUGAUCAUAAGGUAAACAAUAUCUGUAAUAUGUUGAUUUUAUGAUAACAUUUCGCAAAAAUGCUACCACAUAUUUUUACAUGAAUAAAUAUUUUUUGCAACUAA